AGAAAGCUGAGAGCCAAAGGCCCCUCCUCACACCUCAGGCUGGCUUUGGCCUCUCCCAGUCCAACUGUCCUUCUUACAUCACUUCCUCUCUGAGAGCAGUUUCUAUUUCCUUUUCCUGUGGGCUGGUCUCCAUGGUAACAGCACCUCUUCUCUUUGGGCCUAGCUCUCUGUCCACUGAGCCAACCAGCUCUUUCCUCAGUUAAGUUACUGAAAGGGGUUAAGAAUUCCUUUUUUACACCCUGAGGGCAGGCCUGGCCCUGGGUGACUCCUUUGGCCCCUCAACCUGUGGAUAUCCCUGUGGGAUAGCCUCAGUCAGACCUGGGACGAGAAGGGAAAACCUCUGCCCUCUGGGUCCCUUCUCCUUCCUCAGCUCAGGGUGCAGAGGCCCAGGGCCUGGUCCAAGGAGAGAUGGGGCUGAGCCAGAUCCUGAGGUGGGAGGGAGAUCAGGGCAGCUUUCUUCUCAAGUUUUACCAAGAGCCAUUGGCCCAGAGAGUGAGCCUAAAGGCAGAGAGCAAGAUGAGCUUUUCUACACUGGGGUAUUGAAGGAACGAAGUUCCCAGGGGGCUCCAGGCCAUCUUUUGCUGCUCAGAGGGGCAGAGAAUUCGGAUAUUCCCAGGCCCAAGGAAGACCUGAAAGGAAGAGCUUUGGCUGAAGCUCCAAUCAGGGUUCAUAAAGUGGGAGGAGGUUUGGGGGUAGGGUGGGAAGACAGGACCUUGAGUGGGGAGACAAGGCUGGGAAAAGAUGGUGAAGGUUCACCAGAUGGACUCACUGGGUCUACUUUGCUGCCUCUACAGGGAGACUGGAAUCCACCAGAUGGCCUUUGAGAGUUACAGACUCCAAGUCCAGGAGAUGGUGACGCUCCAGGAUGUGGCUGUGGACUUCACGAGGGAGGAGUGGCGCCUCUUGUCCCCUCCCCAGAAGGAGCUGUACAGGGAGGUGAUGCUGGAGAAUGCCCAGAACCUGCUCUCUGUGGAGAACUCAAUGACAAGCUUCUCUCCCUCCUCCUCCCUGACUGAUUCCCCAUGCCAAGGGCUUCCAGCUCCCCCAGAAGAUGUGCUCUCUUAUUUGGAGCCGAGGGAAGGUCCAUGGAUGCUGGAGCAGGAACGCUUGAGGAUCUACUGCCCAGGAGCGAUCAGACCAGAAAUGAAAGCAACUCCCACAGAGAUGAGUUCUUUUGUAGAAGAAACAGACCAUCAAAGACUCAUGAGUGAUGUUCCAAAUAACAUAGCUUGGAGAGAAUUCUGUGUUGAAUCUCAACAUUCAUCCCAUACUGAACAUCAGAAAAUGAACUCUGAGGAAAAGUCUGGUGAAUGGAAGCAAUGUGGAAAGAUAUUCAGACAGAGACACAAACUUGCUAUACAUCAGAAAAUCCACACUGAGGAGAAACCUUAUGAAUGCAAGCAGUGCAGAAAGACAUUCCGUCUGAACUCCCAUCUUGCUAUACAUCAGAGAGUCCACACUGGAGAGAAACCUUAUGAAUGCAAGCAAUGUGGAAAGACAUUCUGUCGGAGUGCUAGUCUUUCUUAUCAUCAGAGAAUCCACACUGGGGAGAAACCUUAUGAAUGCAAUCAAUGUGGAAAGUACUUCAGUCGGAGCUUCCAUCUUGCUCGACAUCAGAGAAUACACACUGGGGAGAAACCUUUUGAAUGCAAGCAGUGUGGAAAGUCAUUCAGUCGGAGCUCUCAUCUUGUUAAACAUGAAAGAAUCCACACUGGGGAGAAACCUUAUGAGUGUAAGCAAUGUGGAAAGACAUUCUGUCAGAGUUCUACACUUUCUUCGCAUCAGAGAAUUCACACUGGGGAGAAACCUUAUAAAUGCAAUCAGUGUGGAAAGACAUUCAGUUAUAGCUCUGGUCUUGCUGUGCAUCAGAGCAUCCACACUGGGGAGCAUCCUUAUGAGUGCAAGCAAUGUGGAAAGACAUAUAGUCGGAACUCAUGUCUUAUUAUACACCAGAGAAUCCAUACUGGGGAGAAACCUUAUGAGUGCAAGCAGUGUGGAAAGACAUUCAGUCACAACUCUGGACUUGCUUAUCAUCAGAGAAUCCAUACUGGGGAGAAACCUUAUGAGUGCAAGGAAUGUGGAAAGAGAUUCAAUCACAGAUCUGGACUUGCUUAUCAUCAGAGCACCCACACUAGGGAGAAACCGUAUGAGUGCAAGCAAUGUAGAAAGACAUUCAGACAGAGCUCCAAACUUGUUCAGCAUCUAAGAAUCCACACUGAGGAGAAACCUUAUGAGUGUAAUCAAUGUGGAAAGACAUUCUGUCACAGUUCUACUCUUUCUUCUCAUCAGAGAAUUCACACUGGGGAGAAACCUUAUGAGUGCAAGCAGUGUGGAAAGACAUUCAUACAGAGUUCCAAACUUGUUCAGCAUCUAAGAAUCCACACUGGGUAGAGACCUUAUGAGUGUAAGCAAUGUGUAAUGACAUUCAACCUGAGAUCCUAUCUUGUUGUACAUCAGAGAAUCCACACUGGGGAGAAACCUUUUGAAUGCAAUGUGGAUGACAUUCACAUGGAACUCCACUUUUGCUUUACAUUAGAGAAGCUCCAGACUUUCACACAGAGUUCUUAUCUUGCUCUAAAUCAAACAGUUUGCUCUAAUAUGUCAUAAGCUAUAGUAAGAUAUGGUCUGAAUGGGAAUGUCAUGUAGACCUAAAGUAUGAUGCUAUAAGAAAAUUAGGGUAGCAUAGAAUAGUUUGCCUUUUAUAUCAAUUCAUUGAUAAGGGAAGAAUUCAUGACCAAAUGAGAAAUAGAUAACAUGAGAUCCAUCAUGAGUUUUUUUUUAAAAUUAUCUUAAAUUCCAAACUGUUCAUACAAACAAAGCCAGUGCAACCAAGGUUAAAAAGGGAAAUGAAAUAAUUUCCUUUAAAACCAGAUGUCCAAUUUUGUGAUGUAACUCUCCCAGGAUCACACGUGGGGUCUUACCAUAAUCCUAGUGACAUCAUCUAGUGUGGGUCAUGUGACUGAGUUUAGACAAGACAUGAUUGAAGGGGAUCCUGAAGGGUGAGGGAGGAAAAAAUGUUGAAGACAAGGAAGGAGGGGCUUCUUCUGGAGACACCGUGGAAGAGGAAGGUGUCUUAGGGACCCAAGGCUUUUCUAUUUCAUCUCCUUCUGCAUAUCCAAGUAAAUUCUAAUAAAUUUCAUUAAAAAAAAAAAACAUAGUCCUGGUUUU
Molecule: messenger RNA, 3168 nt
Organism: Monodelphis domestica (gray short-tailed opossum)
Lineage: Eukaryota; Metazoa; Chordata; Mammalia; Didelphimorphia; Didelphidae
Product: zinc finger protein 569-like
Biological process (GO): regulation of DNA-templated transcription
Source: RefSeq, a predicted model, not a curated record